Brassica oleracea var. oleracea is the source of this 1637-nucleotide messenger RNA. RefSeq names its product probable magnesium transporter NIPA8. NCBI's taxonomy places the organism in Eukaryota, Viridiplantae, Streptophyta, Magnoliopsida, Brassicales, Brassicaceae. Gene Ontology annotation, cellular component: membrane. Gene Ontology annotation, biological process: magnesium ion transport. Gene Ontology annotation, molecular function: magnesium ion transmembrane transporter activity. The coding region runs from base 303 to 1637 and encodes 444 amino acids. The transcript has 12 exons. The record is from RefSeq and is a predicted model, not a curated record.
AAAUGAACCUGGAGGCAGAGACGUAUCUAUUUGUAUUGAAGGAAUGUCAGCUGAUAUACGUUAAAAAGAAAAACUGAACAAGGGGGCCCAACGACAAUAUCAUUUCUAAUCUAUGAUCGAAUCUCUCCGUCGUCAAUUUUGUUUCUUGGGAGAGAGGAAGGAAGACUUGUAAUCUGGAUCUGAACCUCUUCCAUCUCCUUCUCUCAGAGUUUCGAAGCUCUUUAAGAAGAUCACAUAAGAGCCACUGAUUGAUUUGCUUGCGCCUAGUUUUUGCAGCUUUUAGUUGAUUCUCUCUUUAAACCAUGGGAGAGUGGGUCAUUGGAGCUUUGAUCAAUAUUUUUGGAAGCGUUGCUAUUAAUUUCGGCACUAACCUUCUCAAAUUGGGACAUAACGAGAGAGAAAGGCUAGCUUUACAGGAUAACAGUGGUGGUGGAAAGACGCCGUUGAAGCCCAUUAUACAUUUUCAGACAUGGAGAGUUGGGAUCCUUGUCUUUCUUCUUGGGAAUUGCCUCAAUUUCAUUUCCUUUGGUUAUGCUGCUCAGUCUCUUCUAGCAGCUCUUGGUUCCAUUCAGUUCGUAUCCAACAUAGCCUUUGCUUAUGUUGUACUGAACAAAAUGGUCACCGUUAAAGUACUUGUUGCUACGGCCUUUAUUGUUCUUGGAAACGUUUUCCUUGUAGCUUUUGGUAAUCACCAGUCUCCAGUUUUCACACCAGAACAGUUGGCAGAGAAAUACAGCAAUCUGACAUUCUUGGUCUACUGUGGGAUUUUGAUUAUAAUCGUAGCUGUAAACCAUUUCCUCUGUAGGAAAGGAGAAGUGUUGUUGAUAUCUGUACCUGGACAAGAGAUUAGCUCCUAUUGGAAACUGUUGCUUCCUUUCUCAUAUGCUGUGGUCUCCGGCGCUAUAGGAUCAUGUUCCGUUUUAUUCGCCAAGUCACUCUCAAACUUGCUGAGGUUGGCCAUGUCUAGUAGCUAUCAACUGCAUAGCUGGUUCACAUACUCUAUGCUUCUUUUAUUUCUUAGUACAGCUGGAUUCUGGAUGACAAGAUUGAAUGAAGGGUUGUUUCUUUAUGAUGCAAUUCUCAUAGUUCCAAUGUUUCAGAUUGCUUGGACUUUCUUUUCCAUCUGUACUGGAUUCAUCUACUUUCAAGAGUUUCAGGUCUUCGACGCGUUAAGAACAACAAUGUUCAUAUUAGGAAUGAUGUGCGUGUUCAUAGGCAUAUCGUUACUAGCACCUGAUGAUACAAGAGGCAACGAGACAAAAGACAGUACAUUAUCUCUGGACUCAAUAGUGUCCUCGGAAGAGGACAGGUUGAUACCACAAUCAUUUGAAGAUGGACAUAGCAAAGACACAAGAGUAGCUGUACAAGGAAUGUAUAUGAAAGCAGCUGAUCUAAUUUCCAAAACAAAGGCUGCUUGUUUAACGGCAUUGGGCUUUGGUGAAGACUCUAUCAACGCAUCUGCUAUUCUUGUGAUGCCAAUGGUAUCUUCCAAGAUUACAGGGUUUAGAGGAAACGGGCUCGAGAGGGCUAAGAUAUUGUCCAUGAGAGGAGGAUCAGGAUGGAGCAAACUAGCCAUGCAAGAAGAAGGAACAAGAAUGCUUGAAAAGACAUCUCAUCAUCACCCUUCAAAGGCUUAA